Pangasianodon hypophthalmus (striped catfish) is the source of this 1420-nucleotide messenger RNA. RefSeq names its product transmembrane protein 120B (gene tmem120b). Bases 66 to 1103 code for a protein of 345 amino acids. Gene Ontology annotation, cellular component: membrane. Lineage: Eukaryota; Metazoa; Chordata; Actinopteri; Siluriformes; Pangasiidae. Gene Ontology annotation, biological process: fat cell differentiation. The record is from RefSeq and is a predicted model, not a curated record. The transcript has 12 exons.
GCAUGCGUGAAGAUGGUGCGCAUGCGCAGUGAGGGUUGUCUACAAAGGGGAGAAAGCAGGUGAGCAUGGCAGUGGGUACAAUGUCACUGGAGAGAUGUCGGAGUGAAUGGGAAGAAAUAGAGAAAGAAUAUCAACAGCUGCAGGAGACUCAUAAGGUGUACCGGCAGAAGCUGGAGGAGCUCACACACCUGCAGGUGAUCUGCAGCAGUGCGAUAUGCAAACAGAGGAAAGGCCUUAAGGAGCUCGGACACACACUUCGUCGAUGCGCAAAAUCUUGCGACGACAAAGAGUCUCUGGCCAUAAAUCACCUGCAGGCGCAGAUUAAAGAGAAGCGGAAUGUCUUCUUCGACAUGGAAGCCUACUUGCCAAAGAAGAACGGAUUAUACUUAAAUCUGGUCCUUGGAAAUGUGAACGUAACGCUGCUCAGUAACCAGGCAAAGUUUGCUUACAAGGAUGAGUAUGAGAAGUUUAAGCUGUGCAUGACCAUAAUCCUGAUGCUGGGUGCCAUCACAUGCCUCUUCCUGCUGAACUACCGCGUCACAGAUGAAAUCUUCAAUUUUUUAUUGGUGUGGUAUUACUGUACGCUGACCAUCAGGGAAAGCAUUCUCAUCAACAACGGCUCCAGAAUUAAAGGCUGGUGGGUUUCGCAUCACUACGUCUCCACUUUUCUCUCGGGUGUCAUGCUUACCUGGCCUGAGGGUGUGAUAUAUCAGACGUUUAGGAGUCAGUUCCUGGCCUUCUCCAUAUAUCAGAGUUUUGUGCAGUUUCUGCAGUAUUAUUAUCAGAGCGGGUGUUUGUAUCGGCUGCGUGCUUUAGGAGAGAGGAAUCAGCUGGAUCUAACAGUAGAGGGUUUCCAGUCAUGGAUGUGGAGAGGACUGACAUUUCUUUUGCCAUUCCUGUUCUUUGGGCAUUUUUGGCAGCUGUACAACGCAGUAACUCUGUUUAAACUUGCUGCGCGGGAUGACUGUAAAGAGUGGCAGGUGUUCAUGCUGGCUCUGACGUUCCUCGUGCUGUUCCUGGGGAACUUCCUCACCACGCUGAAGGUGGUCCAUCAGAAGGUACAGAAGAACAACCAGGAGGAGGAGGAACAGAAGAAAAACUGAAACUAUGCUCAACAACUAUGGUUGUCAUGGCAACAUCCUCAUCACUACAGAGACUGUGUGUGAAAGGAGAGUGAGAAGCUGUGUCUCAGUCCUCCAUGUACUGUUGGGCAUCUCUCGGAUGUGUUUGGUGAUGGACAUUUCAGUGAUUUUACACGCAGGUCAAACAUUUUUAUUGUGGUCGGAGUAAAUGUUUACACGUGAGCUUGCUGCUGGAGAUGCACACGUGAUCAAUGAUUCACAAAGGGACAGGGGAGGAAAAGAGUUCUCAGAUGUGCUGAUUGAUUAAACGAUGCUGAAUAAAAAUCCUGUGUUUCCUG